AUGUUGGAUUGUACCAAGAAGCACCUCGCCCUGCCGGCACGCGACGAACGAACGAAGGCCAUGGCAUCGUCAACCUCGUCCAACGCCCUUCGCGUGUUUCACUAUAACCCCUCCCCGCCCGAAGAAGCCUUGAUCAUUCCUGCAACCAUAGCCACCGCCAGCGCCGAUAGCCCGAAUAUCAGAAACAACGGCGGCCCCGCCACCGACGACAAUGUCAGUGACAACGAUGGCGAAGACCACGAUGAGGACGGCGAUACUCCCAGCGGCAGCGAUGGCAGCGGCAGUAGUGGCACCAACGACGACAGGCGGCCCCAGCACAUCUCGGCGCCGCCGCUCGCCCGUCUGCCGGCCUUUGACAACCGGUUUCGAAGGGGCGAGCCGCAGUUUUACUUCUACCACGUGGUCGACACGAGGGAUGCGAGCCUGCGCGUGCAGGUGCUGGGGCCGGGGCUGAGCUUCACCUUUACCCACGAGCGCGCGAGGAGGCACCUCAGCGCGGGUCGCAUCGCCGCGGGACUGCGCCGCAAGACGACGGGGUUUCUGGCUCUGGUGCGCACAUGCACUGACAGCCGUAACGGCCACCACAGUAACAGCCGGAUGCGUGACGGAGACAGCACUGACAACAGAAGCAAUGGCAACGGCGUUGCUCCCCCCCCUCCUCCCCCCUGCCCUCCCCUCCUACAACAUGAUCGCACGGUCCUAGUCUGGGCAGAGAGCGGCCACGGCGCCGGCCGCGCAGGCGACAUGCUCGACGCCGCGCCGGGCGCCCUGCCCAACGGCACGUGGACGCGGCGCGCGGUGCGCCUCGCCGCGCUGCUGGGCCUGCGGACGGAGCGGCCGUUUGACACCAUGGGGCUACGCGAGGGCGAGCUGGAUGCGCGCGCGCGGGAGCGCCUCAGGGGGGUGUUCCUCGCGUCGCACGUCGAGGUCAAGCUCGCGACGCAUGGGGUGUACGCGCUGCUGCAUGUCUUUGGGCUGCAUCGCGAGUCCCGAGGGGGACGUCGAGAGUGGCGGCGGCAGCGGCAGCGGCGAUCACCACCAAACGGCGUCAAUACCGACGGCAGAUGUCCUGAGCGACACAGGAGUAGCAGCAGUAGCAGAAGUGACGCUGGCAGUAGCGGCGGCUCCCUCGAUCUCGCCACGUUGACACGCCUGCGGGACGCGCGAUGGGAUGACGGCUCCCGGCCGAGGCUGGAGGUGUACUUUUCGCGAAGGAACUGCGUGCCGUGUGGGAUGUUUGUGCGGCGGCUGAGCGAGGUCAUAGGCGUGAGGAUCGACUUGAUCUGGCGGGAGAGGCUGACGCACGUGGUGUACGAGACGAGGGCAGGCAGCGGUGGUGUCCCUCGCGAGUCGAACCUGGUGGCCUCGCGCACAGCUGCGCUCCGUGGCAGUGAAGGACAGAGAGGAUCAGGCAUGGUAGACACACAUGGCCAAAGCGGCUUGUCCAGCAGCAGCCAGAGACUGCGGCCGCAACAUGAAGCCGACGACGACGAUGACGACGUACAGAUGCUAGACGUGGUGGACCUUACUGGGGCGGCGCCGCGGUGCUGCAUCGACCUUACGGGGGAGCCGUCGACCGGAACGGCGCCGCCAGUCUGGGAUCUCACCAAGGAGGGAGCAGAAUCCGACGACGAGAGCGCUAUGGGGCGGAUGCACUCGGUCGGCAGCGCGCGCGAGGCUUACAUGGCUGCGUACCUGGAUGGGCUCGCCUACUGCGUGGGCCAACUUCCCCAGACGACGACGUCUUCUUCUCAGUGCGAUGACAAGGCAGCAGAACAUGCAGAAGAGGCGUGGCGCGCGGUGCGUACGGCGAUGGUUGACUUUGCGAAGCGCAUGCUGCUCCUCCGGCGAGCGUCGUCGUCCUCGCCGCGCCUUUGCGCCACGGAGGGACGACUCGCAACCGACUCUUCGACCCAGCAGGAAACCGACACAGGUGAGGGCCGCGAUUCAGAGAACGGAAAGAGCAUGUCUCAUGCGAGACUUGGUGCGCGCGCGCGCCAGGUGAGGACGAGGCCGGUGAGGGAGGUCAACAAGCCACUGCCCGCGACGCCCGAGACGCAACCGCCGGCGUGGAUGAUGGACGCAGACGGCGAGGAGGAAAUGUGGGAAACGGACGAGCCGGUGGAGUAUGGAGUGGUGGCGAGGGAGGGGACGUCUGCGGUGGUGAUGGCGCCAUGGGCUCGGCGUCUGUGAGUGAGAAGGAGCAGUGGUAGACUGACGAGAAGCCUUGCGCGUGCGGUUGACCAUAAGAUGGGAGGAGGAGGCGUGGCCGACACGAGGGUAGAGUCGGAAGGGC
Molecule: messenger RNA, 2296 nt
Organism: Purpureocillium takamizusanense
Lineage: Eukaryota; Fungi; Ascomycota; Sordariomycetes; Hypocreales; Ophiocordycipitaceae
Exons: 2
Coding region: 1-2193 (730 amino acids)
Source: RefSeq, a predicted model, not a curated record